CACACUAAAUCGAGUUUUGCUUUAUAUAUAUAUAAUUAUGUCGGAACAAACGUACAUGUACGGCUAUGUAACGCUGCCUCAUCAUGACCAGAGCGAAUGGUACUCACAGAAAUGUUACCGGGACGGAAGACGGGUGGUGUUGGCAAGCUACGAGUUGAAGGGACCAGGGAGCUUCAGUUUCAAAGAGAAGCUUAGGAAGUCGGCUAAAGGAAUAAAUGAGGCGGCUGAGCAGUGGGUUUCAGAAGUGCGGAGAGGUACGACCAAAAGACGUUUUGCGAUCAGAGUUUUAAGGACAAAACUUGGCUUCUAUUCUUUCUUCAUUCGUAGUGUCGGUUGUAUUACGUCUUGUUUAGGCCAUAGAGAUGAUUUCGUGAAGUAAUCAUUUAUUAUCUACACAAGUAAGUAUUUUAAUUUCGUAUAUAAACACACACAUAGGUGUGUGUUUUCAAAGGAGAGUUUCGUGUGAAUAUUUCAAUAUUCAACUUGGAAACAUUGUGAGUGAUUUAAGGUUUGGAUGGUCUUACAACCCAUUAAUGUAUGUAUAUAUGUAAUCAAAAUCAUUUAUGGAGUUGAAAAUCAUUGCUGACA
Raphanus sativus (radish) is the source of this 588-nucleotide messenger RNA. RefSeq lists its product as uncharacterized. The coding region runs from base 38 to 379 and encodes 113 amino acids. The transcript has a single exon. NCBI's taxonomy places the organism in Eukaryota, Viridiplantae, Streptophyta, Magnoliopsida, Brassicales, Brassicaceae. The record is from RefSeq and is a predicted model, not a curated record.